CAUUUCUCAAAGUUCUAAAAUUCUUUUUCCUAAUUUUGAGUUUCUUAGGAAGAGGCAGAGCUAUGUCCAGUUAAAGGGUUCGAUCAGAAAACUAUACUGUAUAAAUAAGGAAAAACUAAAAUUCUUUUGUGCACAUAUAUAUUGUUGAAAUUUCUAGUGUAGCGGCAAAAGGUGUAUCAAAAUUUCUAAUUUCGUUACUGUUUGUCAAGAUAUGGCAUUAUUUCACGGUUACACUGCAAUAAUUAUGGUUGUUCUCUUAGCUACGAGUUAUUUAGUGAUUUUUUCUGAAGCUGAGUCGUCGUCGUCAUCAAGUCAAUUGUCAAAUGCAAUUUUGAUAAAAGUGGAUCAAUCUGGUAACGGAGAUUACAAGAAAAUACAAGAAGCAAUUGAUGCAGUACCUUCAAAGAAUACUCACCAUGUAUUUAUUUUGGUAAAGCCUGGUGUUUAUAGAGAGAAAAUUGUUGUUCCUUCUGACAAGCCAUUUAUAACAAUCAGUGGGAGAAAAACAACAGUGAAAAAUACUAUAAUUACAGGGAAUGAUUAUGGAGAUAUAUUUAAAUCUCCAACUUUCACUGUUUUUGCUUCUGAUUUUGUGGCUCGAUACCUUACAAUUCAGAACACAUAUGGAAGUGGAGCAAAAGCAGUAGCAUUGAGGGUAGAAGGAGAUAAAGCAACCUUCGUGGGUUGUAGAAUUAUGUCUCAUCAAGACACAUUACUUGAUGACGUUGGUAGACAUUAUUACAAAAAUUGUUAUAUUGAAGGGGACACUGAUUUCAUAUGUGGAAAUGCCGCUUCUCUCUUUGAGAAAUGUCAUUUGCAUUCGCUUUCGCAAUCGAAUGGGGCUAUAACAGCACAACAUAGGCAAUCACCUCAAGAGAAUACAGGUUUCACCUUCGUGGGAUGUAAGAUCACUGGAGUGAAGAGUGCAAUUCUUGGGAGACCAUGGGGUGCCUAUGCUAGGGUAGUAUUUGCUCAAACUUACAUGUCAAAUGUCAUACUCCCCAAUGGUUGGGAAGAUUGGAAUGAUCCCUCUAGGCAAAGGACAUCAUAUUUUGCUGAGUACAAGUGUUAUGGGCCAGGUGCAAGUUCUAAUAAGAGGGUAAACUGGUUAAGGACUUUGUCUAGUGAAGAAGAUGUGCCCUACUUGAAGGAGAGCAUCAUGGGCCCAAAAGGUUGGACUAGGUCCAAGCCCACACAUUUGACACCUUUGUCUAAAACUCUCUCCACCAAGUUCAACAACAAGAGAGGCAGCCCAUGAAACUUGAAAUAUAUUUAUUAAAGAAAUCUCACUAUAUUGUAUUAUGUAUCUGCUUUUUUCUUAAAUUAGCUUAGUUAUUAUUUGAACCCUCUACAAAUAUGACCAAUAUUUUAGUGAAGAUACAAAUGAUCUUGGAUUUAUUAUGUAGAGAGAGUGCUCUAUCUAUUAAAAGAUUAAUGUAAUCAAAGUCGUGUCCUUGUU
This is a messenger RNA of Solanum dulcamara, 1459 nucleotides long. Its product is annotated as putative pectinesterase 11. NCBI's taxonomy places the organism in Eukaryota, Viridiplantae, Streptophyta, Magnoliopsida, Solanales, Solanaceae. Gene Ontology annotation, biological process: cell wall modification. Gene Ontology annotation, molecular function: pectinesterase activity. The record is from RefSeq and is a predicted model, not a curated record. The coding region runs from base 212 to 1258 and encodes 348 amino acids. The transcript has 5 exons.